GCACGCGCAACGCACGCGCAAUUUGUGCUGUAACGUAUUUCUUCUUACCGCUAAAAAUGAGAAAAAGUUUCACAUUUAAAUUAUUUAUAUUAGUUCUACUAAUAUCUGUUUUAUUACUUUUUUAUACAGCUGUGAGUGAUGUACCCAGAAAUGGGUACGGAAAUAUUAUUAUUCAAAGACUAAGGGAAAUUAGUGAUAUCGUUAGUGAAAACAGUGAAAAUUAUAAUGAAAAUGUGUCAAUCGAAAUAGAAGAGAACACAGAAGUACAAAAUGCUACAGAGAAAACUACAAAAAUAGAGGAGCGUAACAUGAAAUAUAUUCUGCAAUGGACAACACCCACAAAUGUACCAUUCGUAUACAUGGGGAUCGGUCAACAAGGAUUCAUUGAUAGAAAAUGUUCAUAUACAAAUUGCAUAGUUACUGCUAAUAGAACCUACCUUGGUGAUGUAAAAAAAUUUGAUGUAAUCGCAUUCGCGGGUCCUGAGGUUGUGCGUACGCCUCUCAAUAAUUUACCACAUGAGAGAUCACCUGAGCAAAAAUUUGUUUUUACUAAUAUUGAGUCGUCUCAUUACUAUCCAGUAUGUUCCAAUAAAUUUGAUGGAUAUUUUAAUUGGACCUGGACAUUUAGACUUGACUCUGAGGCUCGUUGGGGCUACAUUAUAGUUAGGGAUGCAGAUAAUAACAUUAUAGGUCCAAAUAAAAUUAUGCAUUGGAUAAAAUUUGAAGACAUGGAUCCUGUGAGCGAAGAAAUUAAGACUCAACUUAAAACUAAAACGAAAACGGCUGCUUGGUUUGUGUCAAAUUGCUAUUCAAAAAGUAGACGUGAGAAAUAUGUGGAAGACCUUAAAGGAGAAUUAUCAAAAUAUAACUUGACCAUUGACGUGUAUGGAAAUUGUGGAACAAUGAAAUGUUCACGUGAUAAUGAAGAAAUAUGUGAUGAUAUCGUUAAAGAAAGUUAUUAUUUCUAUUUAUCGUUUGAAAAUUCUUUUUCCGAAGAUUACGUUACAGAAAAGCUACUGCGAGGCUUACAAAGCAAUGCAAUACCUAUAGUUUAUGGUGGUGCUAAUUAUACGAGGUUCAUGCCAGAGGGCAUUUAUUUGAACGCAAGAGAACUAGGCGUGGAGAAGUUGGCAGCAAAGAUGAACGAAUUAAUUAACAAUCCCGAAGAAUAUGCCGAGUACUUCAGAUGGAAAAAGUAUUAUUCGUAUCACAAAAGGGCGGAGAGCAUAGAUACCGAUGAUUAUUGUGGUUUUUGUUCAUUACUGAACAACGAAGAAAUGUUACACAAAAAAUCAGUUUUACAAAACUUCAGAAAAUGGUGGGAUUCACCAGAUUUAUGCUCUUAAAAUACUGUUUAUGUACAUAUUAAUAUUGUUUUUUAAGAAUACUGUGAAUAUAUAUUGAACCAAUCGUUUUAAUUUAAGGUUGUAAAAUCUAG
This is a messenger RNA of Achroia grisella, 1438 nucleotides long. Its product is annotated as alpha-(1,3)-fucosyltransferase C-like. The record is from RefSeq and is a predicted model, not a curated record. Gene Ontology annotation, cellular component: membrane. Gene Ontology annotation, molecular function: alpha-(1->3)-fucosyltransferase activity. The transcript has 2 exons. The coding region runs from base 57 to 1346 and encodes 429 amino acids. Lineage: Eukaryota; Metazoa; Arthropoda; Insecta; Lepidoptera; Pyralidae.